CUCUGGCCUGAUCGAUCACGGCGAAGCGCGCGACGAGGAUUAUGCCGGCGAGGAGCUGCGGAGGUACUUCGUGCAAGAAUGGAGCUCUCUCAAGGAGCUCCUGGACAGCAUUGUGGCGGCGCAGGGAUCCGCGGAGCUUGGCAUGUACAAGAAAGCGCAAAGCAUUAUCGACAAGUAUCAAGAACAAGGGCAUCUACUGGAACCACAUUUGGAAGUGAUCGUUGUUCCUCUCAUGGAAGUUCUUCGCUCCAAUCUAGCGGCGUGUGAGGACAUCCAGGACGCCGACUUGGAGAUUGUCAAGAACGUUUGCUGUGUCAUUCACAAGCUCAUCACGGUGUGUGGCUACAAGACGGUGGUCAAGUUCUUCCCUCACCAGGCAUCGGAUCUCGAAGUAACAGUCGCCCUCCUGGAGAGAUGUGACAAAGAGAUAAAGGAAUGUGGCAGCUUGAAGGAAGAAAGCGUGGGUGAAUAUGAGACCAAGUGUAGCUUGCUUUUAUGGCUCUCGAUCUUGGUUCUCAUCCCUUUUGACUUAGCUUCCGUUGAUACUGCCUUGGGGUACUCGACAACGAGCACAGCAUCUUCGUCGCCUCUCGUCGAGAGAAUGCUGAACUUGUGCAAGCAGUUCUUGUCAUGCUCUGGUCCUGUUCGCGAAAUGGCUGGAGUCGUUCUGUCCAGGCUUUUGACGCGGCCGGAUAUUCAUUCUCAUCUUCUCGGGUUCAUGGCCUGGUCACAAGACGCACUGAAAACUUCUCAAGACAGCUCUACAGGAGUUUUUCUUAUUCCUGGUACAGUCAAUGCACUGGCUGGAAUUUUCAAGGUGGGAGAUCGUAGCAUUCUACUGGAAAUUGCACCUAUUGCAUGGAAGGAAGCGAGUGCGCUAUCCGACUCGCCCCUUGCAACUCGUAGUCCUUUGCUACGAAAGCUUCUCGUCAAGCUGAUUCAGCGCAUCGGCCUAACAUAUUUGCCUCCAAAGCUAGCGGCGUGGAGAUACAUGCUUGGCACGAAGUCUCUUUCCCAAAAUCUGGAGAAAACAAGCGACGUGCUGCCUGACGAUGCCUCUGCCCCCACCGCUGAACAGGACGAGGAUGGCUGUGACGUUCCAGAAGUUAUUGAAGAGAUAAUGGAGAAGCUUUUAUCAGGACUGAAAGACAAAGAUACAGUCGUGCGGUGGUCGGCUGCGAAAGGCCUGGGGAGAGUAACGAGUCGUUUGAGCUCAGAAAAUGCCGACGAUGUCGUUGCAUCGGUUUUGGAACUGUUCUCACCAACUGAGGGUGACGGUGCAUGGCAUGGAGGAUGCCUAGCACUUGCCGAGCUAGCACGGCGUGGCCUGUUGUUGCCAAGACGGCUUCCAGAGGUUGUACCUCUGAUUAUCCAGGCGUUGCAUUACGACGUUCGAAGGGGUCCACAUAGCGUCGGUGCUCAUGUCAGAGAUGCUGCUGCCUACGUUUGCUGGGCAUUCGCGAGAGCAUACAUGCCGGCCUUGAUGAGUGAGCAUUUGAAGAAGCUGGCACCUGAAAUGAUCGCUGUUGCGUGCUAUGAUCGCGAGGUUAACUGUAGACGGGCGGCUUCUGCUGCUUUCCAAGAAAAUGUAGGACGUCAGGGGAACUUUCUUCACGGGAUCGACAUCGUGAAUGUUUCAGACUACUUUUCUGUUGGUUCUCGUCCGCAUGCCUACCAGCAUGUUGCGGUGUUCGUCGGACAAUAUGAGGAGUACCGAAAGAUAUUAAUUGACGAUCUUUUACUCUCGAAAAUCCGUCACUGGGAUAGGGGCCUAAGAGAAUUGGCAGUUGUAGCACUUUCGCUUUUGGUGAAGUAUGACCCGGAACUCUUUGAGACUAAAAUCCUUGGGUCCCUUGGUUCAUGGAGUCUUUCAGCUGACCUCAAUUUGCGUCAUGGAGCUACAUUAGCUGCUGCUGAAGUUACGCGUGCUCUUCAUGAAUGCGGUUUCAAACUUUCGGCAGAGAAGGAAAAGCUCGUAGCCGGUAUGGUACCAGCCAUUGAGAAAGCUCGACUAUAUCGUGGAAAGGGAGGGGAAAUCAUGCGUGCCGCUGUUUCGAGGCUCAUUGAAUGCACUGCAUCGUCGGGCAUUCCGAUCUCUUCAAAGACAAAGAAAAUUCUUCAGGACACCUUGGACGAAAAUCUAAAACAUCCCAAUGCUCAAAUCCAAGCGGUUGCAGCCGCGGGGUUUAAGAGAUUUGUCACGGCUUACUGUUUUCCCGUAAACUCUUCCGCGAUAGCGAGCACCACAACAAAACAUCUUCAGGGUCUAAAAGACGUGAAUCCUGCCAGACGUCGUGGUUCUGCUCUCGCACUUGGCUCCUUACCCCAAGAGUUCUUGUUUCCACUGUGGAAAGACGUCGUAGAUGGUCUGUGUAGUGCAUGCCUUGAAGAGAACGUGGAAGAACGAGAUCCAGAAGCACGAGUAAAUGCUGUGCGCGGUCUGAGAGAUGUUUGCAAUGUUUUGGCCAACUCCCAGUCCCAGUUUCCGGAUGAUUUUUCGGUGGCAUUCGUCGCAACAUUAGGUGGCCAAGUAUCUGACUGUCUUUUCAAGGCCUUGGACGACUAUGCCAUUGACAAUCGUGGAGACGUCGGCUCUUGGAUAAGGGAGGCUGCCAUGGAAGCUCUGGAAACAUGUACAGUUCUUCUUUGCAAGCUCUCGGACACUCAGUCCCUCGUGGAUGAAAGAUUCGCCGUCCGUGUGUUUGGAGGCUUAAUCAAACAGGCUGCGGAAAAGAUUGACCGUAUACGAGAAGCAGCAGGGAAAACGUUACAACGUAUGCUGCACAAGCAGGAGUUUACAAUACCGUGCCUACCUCACCGAUGCGAACUACAGCAAAUAUUUCCAAGCGACGAAAGUUUACUCUGGGCCGAUCCCAUGGUGGCGUAUCCGCGGCUCGUCAGAUUGAUUUUGUUUCCCGCGUAUCGAUCGUAUUUUGUCGCCGGACUAAUUGUCUCGGUCGGAGGGAUAUCGCAGACGCUAGGCAAAGUCUCACUGCAGGCCCUCCUGGACUUUUUAAACUACAGGAUCGAGAAUGAUAACCGGGAAAUCAGUCUCGACCAGGACCGAACUGGAGUACUCGCCAGAGAACUUUCGCUGGUACUUAAAACAUCUGCGGGAAACGAUAGGCUUGCCUUGCCUGCGAUCAAGACAAUAGACGCAUUAUUCAGCAAAGGAGCGUUCAACGACUUGAAGUCCAUAAGCAACACAUUUGCAACGGAAAUCCUGGAUUCCUUGCAAGCCGAACUUAAAGGCAGCAAAGACGUGAGCAAGAUCCUUUCGUGCAUCAACGUUUUCAUGGGCAUUGCUUCACUCCAAGUCCAGGCCAGCAAGCAAGCACAGUCGCAGCUGCUGACACUUCUGGGACACCGCUAUCCAAAGGUGCGAAAGGUUGCCGCAGAGCAAUUAUAUCUGGUCCUCCUCCAAAAUGGCCAGUUCUUUGGCAGCAGCGACGCAGUGGACAUGGCUCUGGGUUUGCUCCUGGAGACGUGCUGGGACGGUCCAAUCGAAGGACUGAGAGACGAGAAGAAGAAGCUCUUGAGCUUGUUCGGUGUGCUCGGUCCAGCUCCAUCCCUGGACAACAACGCAGGAAGCCAGCACGGCCUCCCUCCACUAAAAUCCAGCGACGAGAACGCUUCCUACGCUUCCUUGGUAGAUGCGGCUGGCUACUAGACCCGGAUAGGAGAUCUUAGAGAAGGCUUAGUCAAAGUAAGUUAUUGACAACGUAUAGUGUGCCUUGGAAAAGAGAAGAGCAAAGGCUCUAUCAAUGAUAUGGUAAUCUUCCGUCUCCCAAAUU
Messenger RNA from Selaginella moellendorffii, 3794 nucleotides. Its product is annotated as tubulin-folding cofactor D. Gene Ontology annotation, molecular function: beta-tubulin binding; GTPase activator activity. Lineage: Eukaryota; Viridiplantae; Streptophyta; Lycopodiopsida; Selaginellales; Selaginellaceae. The transcript has 19 exons. Bases 143 to 3670 code for a protein of 1175 amino acids. Gene Ontology annotation, biological process: tubulin complex assembly; post-chaperonin tubulin folding pathway; microtubule cytoskeleton organization. The record is from RefSeq and is a predicted model, not a curated record.